Messenger RNA from Mucor mucedo, 2508 nucleotides. RefSeq lists its product as uncharacterized. The transcript has 2 exons. The coding region runs from base 76 to 2106 and encodes 676 amino acids. The record is from RefSeq and is a predicted model, not a curated record. Gene Ontology annotation, molecular function: protein binding. Lineage: Eukaryota; Fungi; Mucoromycota; Mucoromycetes; Mucorales; Mucoraceae.
UCGUCUCGGCUUAUCCCUCCCACACCCCCCUUUUUCUUUUAUUUACACCUACUUUUUUUUUUAAAAAAAAUAGUUAUGGAUAAACUGCCUGAAGAAAUCCUUUUACGUACCUUUAAACUACUUGUGAAUAAUGUCAGUCAAUUAGCAACAUUGUCACUUGUAUCUAAACGUUUCCAUCGAAUGACGCAAGACGCAAAGUUAUGGUAUCUUUGUUUUAAAGAGAGAUAUCCUAUCUGGGGCAGCAAUGUAGACUACGUUUGUCGUUCCAAAAAACUAAUUGAUUGGAAAGAAUUCAUGAUUCACCUCAUUAAACAAGAGAAUGCGACCCGACAUUUCUCGUUCGAGUUUGUAAAAGAGCAGCCUACCACCAACACUAACACCACCGGCAGCAGCAGCAGUAGGAAGCGAAAAUUGUUGGCAGAUGGUGAACAGGAUUUGGGUAUUCUGAUGGAUGAUUUUAUGAUGGAAAAGACACCCUUUUGGAUACAGGAUCCCUUGGUAGUGGAUAUCGAUCGUACCAGUAAAAAGGGCAUUGUGGCCACAGGCAAACAUCGAAAGAAUAUAAUCGAAAAUCGUUCUGAGCACAAAAUCUUGUUUUGGGAAUAUCCUUCUUGGAAAUUAAAACGUACCUUUGAGCUCAACUUGACUCCACCCAAUUUAACCUGUCAAAUCAUUGGUAUUCAAACCAUCCGUAUGCCAAAUACAUCGCACAAUGUACGUUUCUUUUCUCUCGCGAUUGGUAUGGGAAUGGGAUUAUUACAAGAAUUAGAUGAUAUUGAAGACAGAGUGGAUAUUUGGAAAUCGUUAUUUAUUUACAGACUCUUUCAAGAUGGUUCAACACAAUGUGUCUCCCAUAUCGAAAUAUCCGAUAGUUUCUUGGGCAGAGAGAUCUUUUUGUUUUCAGAUACGUCAUGGUCAGACGAUGAUCCGAACAACAAAUUAACCGAUUGGAUGCAAAUCGUCUCUCCAUCCGAUGCAACCUUUGAUCGUAAUUACACUGUGUUUAUAUUGGCCAUUGGUCCCAUCUAUGAUCGUAUUACAGGCUGUGUUCAAUUGGCCAAAUUCGAUUUACGUGGACAAAGGAAUAUCCUUGAUCCAUCCAUUAUACCCGUUUACUGGAAUCGUACCUUGAAUCAACUCUUAUCGAUUUCAAAUACCAUGAUCUAUGCUGAUCCAACUCAUAUCAUCACAUCCAUCAAGUUGGGCAACGAAGUCAGUUGCAUGAUUCAUUUCAAAUACCCCACCUAUCUAAACCAUUUAAUCUGUACAGGAAGUUAUCAAGAGGAUGAACUCUCCGUUUAUGACUGGCGAUUUGGUAUCAAGGUAGGUUCCUUACCAUGGAAAUCUAUCCCUUCUUCUUCCUCCUCCUCUUCUUCCUCCCUCUCCGCACCUUCCACUGCUGCUGCUGCUGCUGCUGCUGAUGAUGCUGAUGCUGCUGCUGAAAGAGACAUCAUGAUGGAUGUUCGACCAUGGGGUUUGGAAUCCACUCUCGUUCUACCUUCCACUGGCGACGAUUUGGACUUGUCACAUCGAGGCUUCAGGCUGAUUGCCGUGGGGGAUAAUCGAAGUGAUAAUACCCGAGAUAAAUUAGAAAUCAAGGUGUGGGACAUAUCCUAUCUAUUAAACGUGCAUUGGAAUCCAUGUCAACCGGGUCCUCUUUCUAAAGAAAUUGAUUUCUCCAGCCGUUUCUCGUGGUGGUCAAGGCGUACAAGUGCACUUGAAUUUUACGCCUACCAUAUGUUACACAGAGAAGAAAGGAUCGUAUUACCUUAUUCACCGCCGCAAGGAUUUGAAUCCAUGUUAUUAUCUCAUACGUUUGAUAAAGAAGAAGAGGAUGACGAGGACGAGGAAGAAGACACAGUGGAAGAGUUUAUACCAGUGAAAUACACAGCUUAUAAUGUCUUGUAUACUUCCUUAUUCCUCCUUACAGAAGAUGGAAAAGUCACGGUGAUGGACAUCGAAACAGGCAAAAUCACGGGCACAGUAGAAAAUGUAGCUGCUCAUACGUUACAGCAAGUGAGAGGCAUUGAUGUCAAUGUCAUUGCGGGAAGAGAAGUGGUGGUGACAAGCAAGGAAGGUUUAUUAAGAGGAAUUGUGUAUCAAUAAAAAAAAAAAAAAAAGAGAAGCCUGCAAUCGUGUGUAUAAUACUCAAUUACCCGAUGUGGAUGUACUAAAUUUUAAUCCAAUCAAAACUCUCGAUCGGGCGAGUGGGGUAUAAAUUAAUCCUGCAUUCUGGUAUUCCAACAAUAUUUUUAUUUCUAUCACCUUCCCUUUUCUUCUCCCCUUUCACCUUUUUUUUUUUUUUUUUUUAUUAUUAUUAUUAUUUUGGAUGAACCCUUAUCAGCAACACAUUGUGCCUUCCGAUGCUUCUUUAGACUCCAAACCGUUUUUAUAUAAUGAAAUACAAGAUACACUCUUAUUGGGAGAAUAUCCCUUAACAGACACUACCAUCACACCACCCGUCAUGAAUAACAAUUUAACUGGGGUUUAUUCCAACACUGGAUUUGA